AUGGGCCGGCCACUAAUGAAAGUUUGUGCAGUGGGUGGGAAUGCGAUUUCGGCUUUCUUGUCAUGGCGCCUGCAGGCUACGACUUCCUGCGACGUAACGCUGGUUUGGAAAUCUGGGUUCGAUGCGGUGGCCCAAUAUGGUGUUUCGUUCAAGUAUGUCUGCGCCCGUAGUCGCUUGCUGCCUGCGAGGACUGGUUCACUGACACCUGGGUUCUGGGAUAGAUCAAAAGCAUUCGGUAAUGAGCGAUUCAAACCUCGUCAUGUCGUCCGAACACCUGAAGAAGCUUCCUCCCGUGAAAACGCCUACGACUAUGUGAUUCUUUGCGUGAAAGCAUUGCCCGAUAUCUACGAUUUGGCCUCGGUCAUCGAAUCCGUCGUCACACCCCAGCACACAUGCAUUCUGGUAAACACAACGAAUACCAUCGGAAUUGAGGCCCAUCUGGAGCAACGGUACCCUACCAACGUGAUUCUUUCGCUAGUCUCCAACGUGGAGAUCUCUCAGACGGGCCCCAGCGACUUCGAGCACUUGAGUUCUAGCGAGAUCCAUGUGGGCGCAACCAACACGCAAUCCGCCAUUCCCACCUCCAUCCAGAACGACAUGGCCGCGGCAUUGGCGAUGACUCUGAACUCUGGACAGGUCGAUUGUCACGUAUCGCCGAAUAUUCGACAGGAACAGUUCGACCGGAUGAUUGGCCCGAUCGCGUUCCACCCGGCAAGUGUAGUAUUCGAGACUCCUAACCACACACAGCUCCUGGAGAAAGUCGGAGUCCGCCAACUAGUGACUGGAAUUAUCGACGAGCUCUUGGAGCUGGCUCGAGUGCAGGGCUGCAACUUUCCCGGUGAUUUCCGCGAAAAGACGAUCGAGAAGAUGACCGCAUCAGACGCUCCCAGCACCAUGUACCAAGACUUCCAAGCCCGACGCCCCUUGGAAAUCGAGACAUUUUUGGGAUCUCCCAUUAAACUAGCGACCGAGUCCAACGUGUCCGUCCCUCACAUCGAAGCUUUAUACGCCAUGCUCCACCAUAUCAAUACUGUGAACCAGAACCGGCCCCGACCAGGCGAUUCCCCGCCCGCAUCGGUCAUGGGUCACCCCCCACCCCGAAUGUCCUCCGCACCUCCUCCACAGCGCCCACCGAUGAAUGGCGCGAUGCGAUCGAGUCGGACCCAUUCGAGUAUGGGCGGACCCCCUCCUGGCCAGCGACGGGGUCCGCCCUCUGGCAUGAUGCCUCGAGGACCCAGUGGGCCUAUGCCGAUGGGCCCCCAGGGCCGAGGCAUUUCCCGAGACGCUUCAUUGGAAGGACUCGAGGAGUUCAGCCAUUUGGUGCUCUACGAUGAAUCGGAAGGUGGAACGCCCAUGCCCCAGGCAAACGGCAAUGGUUAUACGGAUGCGGCCUCUUCUCCUAGUGAUAUAGCCCUACGGGAACGCGAGUUGGCUCUGCGCCAGCGUGAAUUGCAAUUACGGGAACAGGAGAUGAGCAUGCGGAGAGGCCCUGGACCAGGCCCAGGUCGUCGUGGGCCACCACCUCGGGCACCAGCUUCGGCCUUUGACGAAGAGGAUGAGGACUAUUUCGACCCAAUGGACAACAUGGCAAUUCCUCAUAUCGAUCCCGAUCAAGUUGAUAUGAUGAGCAUCACGUCACGCCGAGCCCGGAAGGCACCCAACCCCAGUCAGAUCCGUAAGAACCCUGAGAUGAUGGGCGGUGGUCAUAUGCCUCAGAGUCGACCUGGGUCAUCGUUUGGUCGCUACUUCGGUCGGAAACGCGCGAGCGAUCGAGUGAUGCAAGAAAUCCCAGGCCUCCAUGACUCGCUCAUGGACAACCCGAUGAUGAGCUACUCGUCGAAUCGAUACGGAGCCGUUGACCGCAACCAGAUGGGCAUCGACUCACGGGCCAACUCUCUAACGGCCAGUCAUAUGGGCGAUUACCCUCCCCGACCGUACCCUCAGAGCCGGCGAAACAGCCAGUCCCCCGCGGCACCAUUCCCUGGACCCCCGGCCCAUCUCGUAUGGGUCGUCCCAUGA
Molecule: messenger RNA, 2019 nt
Organism: Penicillium daleae
Lineage: Eukaryota; Fungi; Ascomycota; Eurotiomycetes; Eurotiales; Aspergillaceae
Product: ketopantoate reductase family protein
Exons: 3
Coding region: 1-2019 (672 amino acids)
Cellular component (GO): cytoplasm
Molecular function (GO): oxidoreductase activity
Source: RefSeq, a predicted model, not a curated record